Folsomia candida is the source of this 1159-nucleotide messenger RNA. RefSeq names its product glycine-rich protein DOT1. Gene Ontology annotation, molecular function: chitin binding. The record is from RefSeq and is a predicted model, not a curated record. Gene Ontology annotation, cellular component: extracellular region. Lineage: Eukaryota; Metazoa; Arthropoda; Collembola; Entomobryomorpha; Isotomidae. The coding region runs from base 431 to 1159 and encodes 242 amino acids. The transcript is spliced from 4 exons.
AAAGUCGAGACAAUGAAACUAUUUAGGAGGAAUAAUAUGAAAAACUAUUCGUAUUUUUCAAUUACGCUUUAUUUUUCGUUUUUGUAUUCUCCAUGAAAUGAAAACAAAGAAUAAAAAAUAGUUCAGGAGAUCAGUCGAGUUUGUAUACUUAUCCGUCUCCGAUAAGAUAAAAUCAUUAAAUUAAAAAAAUAUUACCUAUUAAACAAUUAGUUUUUUAAAAUGUUUACAAACAUGUAAACAACUGUAUCCGACGAAACAAUGCUUCACGAGUUGAACUGUCCCCGUUUCAAUUUGCAUAAUACUUCCUCCUUCUCCGACUAACCAACUAAAUUGUCAAUGUAUGAACGUAGGUACUUAAUUCCCCUCGAAAAUCUGACCCCCUCUCCAACUUUCCACAUUCGGUGACCUGAGGACAGGUCAGUCCAGCAAAAUGACGGCCUUACACGUCGUCCUUCUCGUCAUUUUGGUCGUGGUUCAAGACGGUCACGCACAGUCAGAAGAACUCCGAGUUUCGAUAAAGUUUCCGGACUAUUUUAGCUGCGAGGGGAAAGAAGACGGGUCUUACCCGCAUCCCACGGAUUGCACCCGGUUUAUCCUCUGCGGAAAUGGGAAGGCGAGGGACGACCCGUGUCUUUGGUGUGACACGGAUGCCUACCAACAACAAUGCCAGGGGAAUAAGUAUCUCGUCUUUGAUGAUAAUACGAACAUGUGCAGAUUUCAAGCCGAAGCUGGCUGCGUUGCUGGCGGUGGGGGUGGCGCUUAUUCGGGUGGAUACAGUGGCGGGGCUGGCGGAUAUAAUGCUGACCAGGGUGGCGGUGGUUACAACGGGGGUGGUGGUGGGGGUGGCUACAACGGCGACGGCGGUGGUGGUGGCUAUAACGGCGGUGGUGGGGGUGGCUAUAACGGCGGUGGCGAUGGUGGCUACAACGGCGGUGGUGGGGGUGGCUACAACGGCGGUGGUGGGGGUGGCUAUAACGGCGGCGGCGGUGGGGGUGGCUACAAUGACAACGGUGGCGGUAGUGGUGAGGCUGACAAUGGCGACGGUGGGUAUAAUGGGGGCGGUGGUGGUGGUGGGUACAAUGGUGGCGGUGGGGGCAUUCGAGUGCGGAUUAUAGAAGAAAUGCAGGAGGCGGUUGUGCUGCAUGGAAAUGUAAUGUAA